UAAAACCACACAUGACUGGGAGAGGCAAGGACUGAGGUUGCACCCUGCUCAAAAUGCACGGCCGACUGAAAGUCAAGACCACAGCUGAGCAGCAGGAGGCGAAGAGGAAAGAAAGAGAGAAGAAGCUCAAGCUGUACACAGGAGCAACUCAGAAGGUUUUUCAAAAGAGGAAGGAUGGAGAAUUUGACGAUGAAUCCCUGGAGAUUACCAGCCAGCUGCUGUCAUCCAACCCAGACUUCUACACUCUCUGGAAUUACCGCCGGGAAAUAUUCCUGGAUCUCACCAAAAACAGUGAAUCCCAGGAGAUGCAAGACAGAUACAGCAAGGAGCUGAAGUUCCUUGAAUCAUGCCUGAUGGUCAACCCUAAGUCUUACGGGUCAUGGCACCAUAGAGGCUGGGUCAUGGACCACAUGCCGGAACCAGACUGGAAGCGGGAGGUGGCACUGUGCAACCAGUACCUGGAGUACGACGAGAGGAAUUUCCAUUGCUGGGACUACCGUCGCAUUGUUGUCUCCAGGGCCAACGUCCCUCCUGCCGAUGAGCUCAAGUUUACCGACACCAAGAUCUCCAGUAACUUCUCCAACUAUUCCUCCUGGCAUUACCGCAGCAAACUGCUUCCAUUGCUGCAUCCAGACCCAGAGAACAAGGGAAGAGUCAAGGAAGACAUACUGCUACAAGAGUAUGAGCUGGUUCAAAACGCCUUCUUCACAGAUCCCAACGACCAGAGUGCCUGGUUUUACCAGCGGUGGCUGCUGGGUAGAGCCGAGAAACCACAGGAUAUUAAUCUGCUUUACGCAAGACGAGAGCCUAGUAGAAUUGUGGCUGUUUUUGCUCAGCCUGUUAAACUCUCUGAGGAUGGCGCUGCAACAUCUGUGACAGUAAACGGCAGUGGAGUUUCUGGAACAUGGAGGAACUCGCAGGGAGCACAUAACCACGCCUUGGUGUGGGUGUAUUUGAUGAACAAUGAUGCACUCUCUGCCCAAGGCACAUUGGAAGUAUGCCUGUCAGUAGAUGACCUGGGCGUGUCUAGACAAUGCACCCUGACAGCAGACCAGACUGAAGGCUGGUGCCAUGAGUCAACAGACAGCGUGGAGCUCUUCACUGCACAGUUGAGUAUGGAGAAGUCAGGGGUUCUGACCCAGGAGCUUGAGUCUUGCCAACAGCUACAAGAACUAGAACCAGAUAACAAAUGGUGCUUACUGACCAUCAUUCUCCUCAUGAGGGCCAUCGACCCCCUCAAGUAUGAGGCAGAGACGUUACGAUAUUUUGAAACCCUCCUACAGACAGACCCGCGCAGGGCGGGGUACUUCCGAGACCUGCGCAGCAAGUUUGUCAUCGAAAAUGCCAUCACUCGAAACAUGCAACAGCAGUCCGCUAGUAGAGAAAUAGAUUUAUCUGGGAAGGAACUCACAACCCUCCGCCACACAGAACGCAUGGUGCUGAUGACCCGGGUCAAUCUCUCAUCCAAUCAGCUUCCUUCUCUCAAGGGAUGCCAUACGCUGCUGUGUGCACAGACGCUAUUGGCCGAUAGCAACUCUAUCCGAGAUUUGAAAGACCUGCCCUCUCUGCCGUGUCUUGAGACGCUAUCACUGAAGGCAAAUUCCAUAGGAACUGUGCAGGACCUGGCACCCCUACAGACCAGCACCAGACUACAGAAUCUGGAUCUAAGAUCCAACCCUGUUUGCGACAUUCCAGACUUCCAGCAGAGUGUGAAAGCACUUCUUCCACAACUCACCACACUGAAUGAGGAAAAACUUUGAUGUUGAUUCAGAUCUUGUUGUCUUAAUUGCAUAUCCUGUAAG
Molecule: messenger RNA, 1802 nt
Organism: Patiria miniata (bat star)
Lineage: Eukaryota; Metazoa; Echinodermata; Asteroidea; Valvatida; Asterinidae
Gene: rabggta
Product: geranylgeranyl transferase type-2 subunit alpha-like
Exons: 12
Coding region: 54-1760 (568 amino acids)
Biological process (GO): protein geranylgeranylation
Cellular component (GO): Rab-protein geranylgeranyltransferase complex; cytoplasm
Molecular function (GO): zinc ion binding; protein binding; Rab geranylgeranyltransferase activity
Source: RefSeq, a predicted model, not a curated record